UGGCAAAAACUUAGUACAUUAAUUUGGGUAAAGAAACCCUAAUUUCAUCAUUAUCCCUCUUCCACCUCGAUCCAGCUAUCAGCUUCUUCAACCGCAGCUUACUUUGUGCGAAUGGAUCUGAUCAGUCGCUCUCUCUCUCGUUUCCUCUCCUUCUCGCACUCUCUCAGGGAUCAGAUCCAGUACUUACCUCUAUCGUAUCACUCUCCAGUUCUAUCCGCUCAUCUCUGACCAAGCCCAGAAGAGUCGACGACAACAGACGACUCACAGAAGAUGACUACAACUCCCCCACUCGCAGACGAUGAUGGCGCAGCUUCUCCCCUACUCACAGUCGACGACGAUAGCUCCUUCCUUGCAAACGACAAUGACGCUGCCUUCAAGUUCUAUCCGCUCAUCUAUAUAUGGGUUUGAUGUUUUUUGUUUUGUCUUUAAAUAAUUUAUCUAUUGUUAUUUUCUUUCUGCCUUCAAGUUCAGAUCUCCAUUUCUUGAAUUUCUGUUCAAUUUGUAUUUAGUGUUUCAUAAAUAGAGAUUAAUAUUCUCUACAAUUUUUUAUUGUCUAUGUUACUCGUACAAUUUUUUUUCGUUUAUUUUAUUUUUGUUUUCUGUCCAAGUGGUAUAAACAGUAUCCAAAUCGAAAGGGUAAAUUUCUUUUGCUGACUAAUAAGUUGCAAAGAUUGUAAAAACAUUAGCUGCCACUACUAGUAAUAUAUAUAUAUGUUUGUGAAGACUCUAUUAUCUGCUAAGCUUUUGUGCCGUUAUUAAUUUUAUUUGAUUGAGAUACUGGGACUUUUUUUUAUGCUUUCUUUCGCUCGUGUUUUGGUGAGGUCUCCUUUUGUUUUUCUCGUAUAGUUUUUGUUUUUGUUUUUGUUUUCUAUGUUAUCUAGUCUUGCUGGCCGUUAUAGCUUUCUAACUGUUUUUUACUGUUUCGUUUGAUCCUGAGUCUAGAUUGUAUAAAUUUCCUUUUGAAUUUGGAUUUUGUAUGAAUUUGUCGUGCUAUUCAUUGAUUACUUGUCUAUUUAUAUAGACCAGGAUUUCUUUUAUACAUGUAAAAAAUGAGGUAUUUUGCUUGUUAUCAUGAUGUCUGGAAAAUAUCUUGGUGGCUAUUUUAACACCAAGUUUGUGAUAUUGAUUACCUGCUUCACUUUUUUUGUUGUUGUAAAUUGGUUAGUUGUUUUUGCUCAUUUUAAUUGAUUUUUUUCUUAUUUUCAGUGAUGAGAAAGGUCUAUUCUAUGCUUUAGAUCUCGGUGGUACUAAUUUCCGCGUGCUACGCGUACAGCUAGGUGGUAAAGAUCACCAUGUUGUUAGACAAGAAUUUGAUGAGGUUUCAAUUCCACCUGAUGUGAUGACUGGAUCUUCAGAGGGUUUAUUUGACUUUAUAGCCGCAGCACUUGCAAAGUUUGUUUCUGAAGAAGGUGAGGGUUUUCACCCUGCACCAGGUAGGCAAAGGGAGCUGGGCUUUACCUUUUCAUUUCCUGUGAAGCAAUUAUCGAUUUCUUCUGGGACCCUUAUGGUGAUAUGCAUUCUAUUUGAUUCUAACAUGACUCGUUUUCUUUAUUACUAUUUUGCUUUCAUGAUAGUUGUCACACGUGUUGUCGCAAGGAAAGUGAUUUGGAGAAGUGUGUUUGGAAGAGUGGAAAUAGAAGGGUUUCAAGGUAACUGGUUCAGUGUUCAAUGUUUCACAAAGAGAUCAAAGAGAAAAACUUAUGAAAGCUGUUUCAUUAAUUUUCCAAGGAAAGGUCAACAUUCUUGUAAGUUUAAUGACUUAAUUGAUUCAUAAUAAUAUUUAGAAAGGAAUAUAUUUCUGUUAUAUUGCAAUAUUAAAAUUUCAUAUAAACAUAUAUAUAUAUAUAGUAUGCCAAUGUAUGUUUUAGGUUUGGUGACUAGUUUUUUUUAGGGAUACACCAACUUUACCAAGAGAGUCCUUUUUUUAUUUCUAAGAUUCUUGAUAGUAAUCACCAAAAGUAGGCUUUUCCCUAAACAAGGUGAGAAUAUGUUAAAAUUUAUAAUAUUAUUUAUAGACCAUAUCCCUCUCUUUUAGUUAUUUUUGAUAUUACAUAUAUAUGACUGCAUUAAUGCAAAUCUAUUUUUUAUUACUGUGACAAUGCCAUAAAAAAUGUUUAUAUGUGUUUGAUUAUAAAUAUAUUUAAUUAUGUGUUUGUCCUGAAAUUAAAUUAUAAGAAAAAUGUUAGUGCUAGUUUUUCUUGUGGUCUUAUAUUGGUUACAUGCUGUUUAGUUUUCGAAAAUAUUUAGUUUUUGAUUCCAUAUUGAAAGAUGCAUAUUUAGUAUAGUUAUUCAAUCUUUCACUUGAGAAAAAUUAGGUCAUUUUUAUUGGAAUAAUGUGCGUUAACUAAUUAUAAGAUUGCAAAUUU
This is a messenger RNA of Cannabis sativa, 2366 nucleotides long. RefSeq lists its product as uncharacterized. The record is from RefSeq and is a predicted model, not a curated record. Gene Ontology annotation, cellular component: cytosol; mitochondrion. The transcript has 2 exons. Gene Ontology annotation, biological process: intracellular glucose homeostasis; glucose 6-phosphate metabolic process; glycolytic process. Gene Ontology annotation, molecular function: glucokinase activity; ATP binding; mannokinase activity. The coding region runs from base 1340 to 1774 and encodes 144 amino acids. NCBI's taxonomy places the organism in Eukaryota, Viridiplantae, Streptophyta, Magnoliopsida, Rosales, Cannabaceae.